Molecule: messenger RNA, 630 nt
Organism: Cotesia glomerata
Lineage: Eukaryota; Metazoa; Arthropoda; Insecta; Hymenoptera; Braconidae
Exons: 4
Coding region: 29-571 (180 amino acids)
Biological process (GO): symbiont-mediated perturbation of host defenses
Source: RefSeq, a predicted model, not a curated record
CGAUGACUAUUCAGUUUAAAAAUCAAUCAUGUUGCGUUUAUUAAUCUUCAGUAUUAUCGUCUUAACCUCAGUUAUUUCGGGCCAACAGCCAGGACAUUGUCCUAAUAUUCCUGGGCUAUCUAGAAAUAUUUACAGAGCACCUGGAAUCUGGUACGUGCACAGCAAAAGUACCAACGACUUUGAUGAAAAAAUGAAAUGCGUCCGUAUUAACUGGAGCCAACCUAAGGGAUCAAACUUUACAUUGACCGUUGAGAAUUUUUCGACCAUAACCAACACUCUUGAGUCAAUUGUCGUAGAAGGUAGGGAUGGCAGUCCUACAUUCAGAUGCCACGUGCCUGUUUUGGGAGAAAUUGACGUCGAUUAUUAUAUUCUCGGUCAUGAUUACGCCAGAUGGGCCAUUUUGUAUUAUUGCGAUGAAAAAGAAAAUUCAUACACCGAGCAAGCUUUGGUAUUAACAAGACAAAAAUUCCCGGAUGAAAGAGGACUUAAUCAAUUUAUAGAUCAAUCCUACAGAUAUUGGGGUCUACAGAAGCCACAAUUUACACCAACUGUCCAAAAUUGUCGGAAUUAAUUUCUAAAAGAAAAUUGUCAAUUGGUAAUUUAAUAAAAAAAAUUACAUACUUCAAAAAA